This is a messenger RNA of Nothobranchius furzeri (turquoise killifish), 4174 nucleotides long. It is a transcript of the gene kdm2aa, whose product is annotated as lysine (K)-specific demethylase 2Aa. Gene Ontology annotation, molecular function: histone demethylase activity; zinc ion binding; transcription coregulator activity. The record is from RefSeq and is a predicted model, not a curated record. NCBI's taxonomy places the organism in Eukaryota, Metazoa, Chordata, Actinopteri, Cyprinodontiformes, Nothobranchiidae. Gene Ontology annotation, biological process: protein demethylation; regulation of transcription by RNA polymerase II.
AACGAGGCGGCUUCCGGUGGUCUUCCGGUAUUGACAAGAAGCCGCUAGUUUCGCAGCGGUUGACUCGUGAAGUCGCGGAAUCGAUGUCUGAACUAGAGGAGCGAUAACCACUAGUUUGGGCCCGACCUAGUAACGGUGUUGAAGCUAGAUUCUCGUUUGCACCGAGUCGGAUCCACCGCGCUUACCCGCGUGCUUUUGGCGCAUCGGGUUGUGCGCCGUUUCUAUGUGGUAGUCUGUUUGCGCGCUGCCUCCGGUGGAACAUCUCCCAGAUGGAGGAUUCAAAGCCGUCGUACAGCAAGAGGCUGCGAGCUGGUACCCGAAGACGUUACCAUGACGAUGGCAUCUCUGAUGAGGAGAUCGAUGGAAGGAGGAUGUUUAACCUGGAGGAAAAAGUGAUCAGCGAGCGGUUUAGCUCGAACCGAAUCCUCCGUAUGGAGGGGAAAGACUUCUCCUACGAGUUUAUCCAGAGAAAUGGUCUGAGGGAUCCCAUCCUCUUUGAAAGUCUCAAUGGGCUGGGUAUCAAGAUGCCAGAUCCAGAGUUCACUGUGAAUGAUGUGAAGAUGUUUGUUGGCAGCAGGCGCAUGAUAGACGUGAUGGAUGUCAGCACUCAGAAGGGGACGGAGAUGUCCAUGGCCCAGUGGACACGUUACUAUGAGACACCACCCCCUCAGAGAGAGAAGCUCUAUAAUGUCAUCAGUCUUGAGUUCAGCCACACCAAGCUGGAGAGCUUAGUGAAGAGACCGGCCACGGUGGAUCUCAUCGACUGGGUGGACAACAUGUGGCCUCGUCAUCUGAAGGAGAAGCAGAAAGACUCCACCAACUCCAUCACUGACAUGCAAUACCCCAAAGUGCAGAAGUACUGCCUUAUGAGUGUUCAGGGCUGCUAUACAGACUUCCACAUCGACUUUGGAGGCACCUCAGUGUGGUACCACAUUCUCAGAGGGAGCAAGGUCUUCUGGCUGAUCCCACCAACCCAUCCAAACCUGGAGCUGUAUGAGAACUGGGUGCUGUCAGGUAAACAGGGAGACAUCUUCCUUGGAGAUCGAGCCUCUGACUGUCAAAGGAUAGAACUGAAGCAGGGCUGCACCUUCAUCAUCCCGUCAGGUUGGAUUCAUGCGGUCUACACCCCUGUGGACUCCAUGGUGUUUGGAGGAAACUUCCUGCACAGCUUUAACAUCCCUAUGCAACUUAACAUCUGCAGUAUCGAGGACAGGACCAGGGUUCCAGGGAAGUUCCGUUUCCCUUUCUUCUAUGAGAUGUGCUGGUAUGUGUUGGAGCGGUACGUCUUCAGUCUAACCAGCACCUCUUACCUCAUACCUGAGUACCAGAAACACUCCCUGGGCAUAGGUCUGAAGAAUACUUCUGGUACAGAUCUGGCUGACGAGGAGCAAGAGGAAGGCAACGACGAAGAAUCUGAAGGUCAGCAGUCCGAAAAGCCUCCAUAUAGAGUUAAUGUGACUCCUCUGGAGCUGGAGGGACUCUGGAACAUCUUGGGUAAACUGGAGGCACUUCCCUACAGCAAACAGUGUGUGCCAUCAGGGAUCCAGAAUGCUUCAGCUCUCCUCAACCAUGUCAAGGCGUUACUGAGGGAGCAUGCCAACGACAACCCUAAGCUGUCCUAUACAGGAAGGCCUAUCAUCAGGUGGCCACGGAGACCCUCGUGGUAUCAGCCUCCACCUCCUCCUCCUCCUCCACCUCCUCGUCCUAAAACACCAUCUACACUCAUCAUUCCCAGACCCCAGAAACCAGCCUCCUCUAUGUCUGUGCUGAGGAGGCGCAGGGUCAGGUGUAAACGCUGCGAGGCCUGUGUGAGACCAGAAUGUGGGGACUGUAACUUCUGCAGAGACAUGAAGAAGUUUGGAGGACCAGGCAAACUGAAACAGACCUGUGUGCUGCGGCAGUGCCUCUCUCCGGGCCUCCCUCUGUCUGCUGUGUGUGAGAUCUGUAAGGAGCCCAACCAGGAGGAGACCGGAGACCCGGCCCUUACUCUCAUGGAGUGUUCCAACUGUGCACAGAUCGUCCAUCCUGCCUGCCUCGUGGUUCAAGGCGAUGGGGUAGUGAACAAGGACCUGCCCAGCUGUUGGGAAUGUCCCAGCUGUGUUCAGGGGCUGACUCAGCAAGAGAUUAAAGGGGACAAAGGUGACGGCCUUCCAGCGAAGAGGAAGUCGUCAUCUCUGCUGGACGCUCGGAUGGCUAAGAUUUACCGCCGACAUGUUCACAACCAGGACGGGGACGACUCGGCCAGCGAUGACGAUGCGGCUCAGAGGAGAAGGGCGGGGCUGUCGGCCCGAGGAGGAAGUUACUCCUCCAGGAGAGCCUUUGGGACAAACAGGCGAGGUCUGCUGCGAGGAGGCCUGUCCCACAGAGGGAGCAGAGGAGGACUCGUGAGCUCUGGGUCCAAACUGAAGAGAGGGGGGCGGGUGAGGGAGGCCGGUCGGAGGGGGCGGGGGGUGAGGCUCCGGGGGGGGUCCAGGAUGCACCGAAGGGGAGAUGACUCCGAGGAGUCGGAUGAUGACGAUUAUGAUGACGAUGAGGAUGACGACGAUGAGGAUGAUGACGACGACGAUGAUGAGGAUGAUGAGGAUGAGGAAGACUUUGAUGAAGAGCAGGGUGACAGUGAAAGAGAGGGAGAGCGCCUGCAUCGCCGUCACUGGAGACGCAGGACAGAUCAUGGGGAUGACAGCGAGGAGCAGGAGUAUGACCCUGAGGAAGAGGAGCGAGACGCCAUGGAAGAUGAAGAAAUGAAAAACGAGGAGGAGACAGAGGAGGAAGGGCGCUGGGACUCUGACCCAGACCCUCCGGUCCUACUGGUGUCAGACCUAAACGAUGAGCUGCUGAGUGGAUCCUACCUGACCGUUACCCUGCAGCACCCCCACAAAGCUACAAGUCAGACGGGCUCCAUCGUUCCUAAGCUGGAAGCUGCCGUCGGCCCCAGGACGGCUGCGCUAGGUGGUUCUCAGCACAGCUUCAUCCAGAGGAAAGCGGCUCACUCCAAAGCAUCCAGACUCAGAGACGGCGCUGACGGUCUGAACCCGAGAGGUCCUGGCAGGCCUCGUGUCCAGGUGGACAGAGGAAAAGGAAGUUACUCUGUAUCUUCUUCUGAGGAAGAUGAGGCUGCUCCCCCACCUGCUUUCUCCUCCACGACACCCCCAUCCUUGCUCUCUCUGCCAUCCUUUAAAGAUGUGGGUGGUGAGAGGGGGGGAGAGAAGGAGAUGUGGGUAUCAGUGUUCAGAUACCUGAAGAGGGCGGAGCUGCUGGCCUGUAUGAGUGUUUGUAAGGCCUGGUAUAAGUGGACUUGUGACAAACGUCUGUGGAGUCACAUAGAUGUGAGUCGCUGCAGCCCGCUCAGUAACCAGGCCCUGGCAGGCAUUGUCAAGCGCCAGCCUGUCUCUCUCGACCUUUCGUGGACUCCACUGGCCAGGAGACAGCUCAACUGUCUGCUUACCAGACUUUCAGGUCUGAGGGAGCUGAGGGUGACUGGUCUUCCUUGGUCCUGUCUGUCCGCUCUGGUGUCUCCCACCCUGCCCCAGCUACGACUCCUGGAUUUGCGGUGGUGUGAAGGCUUCUCAGAUGCCCAGAUUAAAGCGCUCAUCCUCCCACCUGGUUUGGAGUCGAGCCGUAGCAGGCUGAGGAACAUGGUGACUCUGCAUCUGUCUGGUCUGGACUUGAGCGAUUCGACCCUCAGGAUUCUGCAGCGCCACAUGCCUCAGCUGGAGAACCUGGACCUGGCUCACUGCAAGAACAUUACAGACUCCUCAGUGGCCCUGCUAGCAGCUGCUGGGACCCACACCCGCAACAACAUCACCGAGCUCACUCUGGCAGGUUGUAAUGGGCUGACAGACGGUUGCCUGUCCUAUCUGAAGCGGCUGCCUUCUCUGAUCCUGCUGGACCUUCGGGGCUGUAAAGGGGUCAGUCGUCGAGCCUGUGACGCCUUCAUCUCUGACCUGUCCCAUGUCGCCCUCUACUGUAUGAUGGAAGAAAAGUUAAUUCAGCGCCUGGACUAAUAAAACACACACACACACACACACAGACACACACACACACACAGACACACACACACAGUUUUUUAUGUUGAAAUCAUCACUAAUAAACCAUAAGCAGUAAACCUCACUUGUGGAUUAACAAAAAGGUUUUAUUUCCUUCUGCUUCACUCAAUAAAAGAUGUUUAACAUCC